UUUCCUCUUUCUUUUCUUCUUCGUAUAAAAAUGUGAUUUUGGUGAAGCCCCGUCUGCCACGUAUCUGAAGCAGUUGCCUUAAAACAGUUUCAUUCUACGAGCUCAAACCAAAAGCUUGGAAACCACAUGAGAAGAAAAUGGCGUUGAGAGGAGCUGCCGUUGCAUGCAUUAGUGCAAGAAAAUUUAAUCAUCCAUCAUCUAUUCUUUCAAUUCCUCGCUAUCUCAGCCUCAGGUUUCAUCAUUCCUCUUCACCUCCUCUCCAGGGAAGAUUUACAUCAUAUCCCACUUUGAAAACUGGAUUCAGGGAUUCAAUUCGUGCAAUACAUGAGGCAACCGUGGAUCCUAUAACCACCAAGAAACAAGAUGAGAAGGAAGAAUCGCAGCAGAACUGGAAAAUUAAAAUGCUAUACGAUGGAGAUUGCCCUCUUUGCAUGCGCGAGGUCAAUAUGCUUAGGGAGAGGAAUAAAAGCUAUGGCACUAUAAAGUUUGUUGAUAUAAGUGCAGAGGAUUACUCAGCAGAGGACAAUCAAGGCCUAGAUUACAAAACGGUUAUGGGAAGAAUUCAUGCAGUCCUUUCUGAUGGAACUGUGGUCACAGAUGUUGAAGCAUUUAGAAGAUUAUAUGAAGAAGUUGGUCUUGGAUGGGUGUAUGCCAUUACUAAAUAUGAACCUGUUGCAUCAAUAGCUGAUGCUGUAUAUGGUGUUUGGGCUAAAUAUCGUCUUCAAAUUACUGGCCGACCACCUCUAGAAGAAGUAUUGGAAGCAAGAAAAAAGAAGGGUGAAAUAUGCAAUGAUGACAGUGCUUGUAAGAUGUGAACUCCCUUCAAAGAACCAGAUAUUAGGAUUUUUUAACAGAAUCUCUAUAGUUUGAUCAACUUUUAAUUACAUCAUGUUCUGAACUUGGUCUUGAGCUCAUAUCCAGAAGCUGCCACAACUAAAGAAAAAGGUGUCUUCCUUUCUGAUAGUGGUGGAUAUUCUCGAUAAUAUAUCCUACUAGUAGUGAUGUAAUACGAUAUGUUACACAAAUGCUACUGUAAAUCUCAGACUUGUAUAUCGUUCUUAUACCAAAAGUGGCUCCAUGAUUUGACUCA
Manihot esculenta (cassava) is the source of this 1090-nucleotide messenger RNA. RefSeq lists its product as uncharacterized. Gene Ontology annotation, molecular function: protein-disulfide reductase activity. The record is from RefSeq and is a predicted model, not a curated record. The transcript has 8 exons. NCBI's taxonomy places the organism in Eukaryota, Viridiplantae, Streptophyta, Magnoliopsida, Malpighiales, Euphorbiaceae. The coding region runs from base 138 to 815 and encodes 225 amino acids.